Messenger RNA from Trichobilharzia regenti, 1469 nucleotides. The record is from the annotation of a GenBank genome assembly. Lineage: Eukaryota; Metazoa; Platyhelminthes; Trematoda; Strigeidida; Schistosomatidae.
AACAAGUUAAGUAGUGGACUGGUGUGUCGCACAAUAAAACACUGACAUCAACCAAAUCUAUUUAGCCGUUUUAUCUACAUUACUGGAUUGUAGUGAUAACAGUCAAGUGAAUCUAACAAAUUCAAUGGAGAAGUUGACUGAUGAAUUGGCGAGUAUUUUGAUAGAUGACUUGAGACUUGAUGGAGAUUUGGACUGUAUGCUGCCGGAUUUCCCUUCUCCUGGCAUUAAUCAUGAAUUCGUGCUAAUGAUUGACAAGAAGUUAAUGCCUGAGUGUGAUACAGAGGACCCGAAUCAUGCUAAGAAAUCAUGGAUAACGUGUGCUGCGACAGCGGCUGCUUAUGUGUACAAGUCUGUUGGUGAGAGUGUAUCCCAGCCAUUACGCGUAUGGUUAAGCAAUGCAGCGAGUGCAGUGAUCCUCCAUGGACUUCUUGGAGAGCUGAUUGUUUCAACACAAGAGGAUUCAGACAGAAAUCGAACAAAUGAGAAUAUAUCACUACCCGAUACAGUUGUAGAUGAUCGUUCGGAUGGUUAUUGGUAUUAUGGUAGUUGGACGGUGGAGAAUGUGGCGAGUAGCUCGGAGAUGAGAGGUGUGUUGAAAGCUGAGAUGGCGAAUGCAUGUGUCUCGGUGAUGAUAGCCUCUGUGGUGAAUUACUUUGAGGAGAAUCGGUACACACCGAGUGGCUUCAGGAAGUACAGUUAUGCAUGUAGAGUACUUAGAAGUGGUAUGAUGGAGAAAUAUGGUCUGACAGAUGAGUCGGAUAAGACGAAGGCAAUGCUGAUCACUGGUCAUUGGGUAUCGAAAUUGGUGGUUUUCGGUAUGGCUACGAAAGACCGAGAACUAAACCACCCAAUUAGACCUGUGAAGAGGAUUGGUUACAAGCAGUCUGUUCAUGAAAUAGAUAUCAGUAUGUAUUUCUAUGAUGUUCCGGCUGGCUUCACAUACACAGGAAUCGCCACGCUAUGGCCAGAAGAAUGGUUCGAUCUGUGUGCAUCCUCUACUUUGAUAAUAUUUCUCAGCUGAUUGACUUACGACAGCUUUACCGUCGAAUAGUUGGUGAUCCAUUUCAUUAUCAUCUAGAUGGUGAGUAUUUGACUGGUUCACCGAGAACAACAAUCAGUGACACAGGGAACAAGCUGUUUGGUCGACUGAUCACUUAUUUUAAGAUCUUUGAACCGAGGACGAACUACUGCUUAUCCUCAAUUGUGUAUGAAUGGAGAAACACGUGAGAAGCACUACAUGGAUUACAGUGAUCAAUGGGAGAAAAUUUUGUUGGUGAUUUUGGAUGCGAUUUCCAAGCCAACUGAACUUUCUGUACUAGAUGCGGUAAGCAAGAUAUGCAGUGAUUGCGACAAAUUUCUGCUGAAUGCUGACAAGCUGAAAGAUUGUUGGAAUUAUUAUGACGUUAAUCGUCAAACGCAGAGUUGAUUCGCAAAAGUUUCUCCUCAAAAUGAGAGAUAAUUUAUCGCGU